AUGUUACCCGAGCACUUCACACUCAACACUGGCGCAAAGAUCCCUGCCGUGGGCUUCGGUACCUGGCAAGCCGCUCCCAAUGAGGUCGAACGAGCUGUCGAAGAGGCGUUGAAGCAAGGAUACCGUCACAUCGACUGCGCUGCCAUCUACCGCAAUGAGAACGAAGUUGGCGCUGGCGUCAAGAAGUCAGGCGUCAAGCGUGAGGAUAUCUUCAUCACUGGCAAGCUAUGGAACACAAAGCACAGACCCGAAGAUAUCGAAGCUGCCCUCGACAAGUCUCUCAAGGAUCUCGACACCGACUAUCUCGAUCUUUACCUGAUGCAUUGGCCGUGUGCCUUUGCUCCUGGCGACAAGUUCUUCCCUCUUGACGACCAAGGCGUUUUCAAGCUCGACAACAUCGACCCAGCAGAAACAUACAAGGGCAUGGAGAAGCUUCUCAAGACCGGCAAAGUCAAGGCAAUUGGUGUAUCAAACUUCACGAUCGAAAAGCUUGAGGACCUCUUGAAAAAGACAUCCGUUAUUCCAGCUACCAACCAGAUCGAGGCUCAUCCCUACCUCCAACAACCUGAAUUGCUCAAGUUCUGCAAAGACAAAGGAAUCCUCGUCGAAGCAUACUCUCCCCUCGGCAACAAUCAAACCGGUGAACCACGCACAGUCGACGAUGCCCAAGUACACGAGGUUGGAAAAGAGCUGCAGAUGGACCCAGGAGUCGUCCUUGGUAGUUGGGGAGUACAAAGAGGCACAGUCGUCCUGCCAAAGAGUGUGACCCCUCACAGAAUUGCAUCGAACCUCAAGGUCAAAGAGCUGCCGGCUGGAGCCUAUGAUAAGCUCAAUGCACUUGAGAGACAUAAGCGAUUCAACUUCCCAGCCCGAUGGGGUUACGACAUCUUUGGCGAGAAAGGCGACGAAGCAGUCAAGAAGAUCGCGCAAGAAGCUGGAGAAGAGAACAAGACCAAGUUUGUGGUUUGA
Molecule: messenger RNA, 969 nt
Organism: Aureobasidium vineae
Lineage: Eukaryota; Fungi; Ascomycota; Dothideomycetes; Dothideales; Saccotheciaceae
Source: the annotation of a GenBank genome assembly